Molecule: messenger RNA, 2885 nt
Organism: Coregonus clupeaformis (lake whitefish)
Lineage: Eukaryota; Metazoa; Chordata; Actinopteri; Salmoniformes; Salmonidae
Product: grainyhead-like protein 1 homolog
Exons: 15
Coding region: 126-2027 (633 amino acids)
Biological process (GO): regulation of transcription by RNA polymerase II
Cellular component (GO): nucleus
Molecular function (GO): RNA polymerase II cis-regulatory region sequence-specific DNA binding; DNA-binding transcription activator activity, RNA polymerase II-specific
Source: RefSeq, a predicted model, not a curated record
UCCGACAAAACCCGUUCGUUCAGAGACACCUUUGCUGUGGCCCUCAUCUUGCUUGAGUUUUUCUGGGGAAAGUAGACAGAUCGGAUUUACAGUACCAACUAGAAAGUCCAGUUCCACCAACCGAGAUGUCACAGGAUCAUGACAAUAAGAGGCCGGUCCUGGUGUUGCAGAAUGAGCCCAGCUAUGGUCAGCGUCGGCCCUACACCAACGAAGACGAGGCGUGGAAGUCGUUCCUGGAGAACCCCCUGACGGCCGCCACCAAGGCAAUGAUGAGCAUCAACGGGGACGAGGACAGCGCCGCCGCCCUGGGCCUGCUCUACGACUACUACAAGGUGCCCAGAGAGACGAGAACAAUAUCCCAGACCAAGACAGAGUCAAUGGGCUCUGAUGUGGAUCCCAACAAAAGGUCCAUGCACUUGAUGGCCCCCCUGCAGGAAGCUUCCAUGGCAUCAGCAGAGAGCAGGAUCCAGUUCAUGAAGGGCCCCAUCAACAUCCUGCUGCCCAACCAGCUGCCUGGCCAGGACAACAAGAGAGGGGUCCUUAUCCCCUCCCCGGACACCACUGUCACCGUCUCUAUCGCCGCCGUCCCCAACUACCCCAACGUCAAGAUGGAGGUGCCCUCCCAUAGCUUCUCUGUCAUGGUGCCCUACCACCGAGCCGAGAGCGACAGCCACACGGCGGAUUUCGCCAGACAGCUCACACACAGCCAGUUCAGCCCUAGCACCCAGCCUCGUACCCCCGACUCCACCUUCCCAGAGACCUACAAGGAUGGUUCCCAAGAGGUGUUCUCCUUCCCAGGGGAUCUCCAGUUACGCAUGGCCUCCAUCUCGGCAGAGGAAUACAGCGUGUUUGACACCGUGCCGGGGAAUAAUUUUCAGUACACCCUGGAGGCGUCCAAGUCGCUGCGCCAGAAGACAGGUGACGGUACCAUGACGUACCUGAACAAGGGCCAGUUCUACCCCAUCAGCCUCAGGGAGAUGGACAACAGCAAGCAGCUGCACCACCCCAUCAGCCUCAGGGAGAUGGACAACAGCAAGCUGCACCACCCCAUCAGCAAAGUCAGGAGUGUGGUGAUGGUGGUGUUCGGAGAGGAGAAGUGCAGAGACGACCAGCUGAAGCACUGGAAGUACUGGCACUCCAGACAGCAUACAGCCAAACAGAGGUGUCUUGAUAUCGCUGACUACAAGGAGAGCUUCAACACAAUCAGCAACAUUGAGGAGAUCUCCUACAACGCCGUCUCAUUCACCUGGGACAUCAAUGAGGAGGCUAAGAUCUUCAUCUCGGUCAACUGUCUGAGCACAGACUUCUCCUCCCAGAAGGGUGUAAAGGGCCUGCCCCUGAACCUGCAGAUAGACACCUACAGCUACAACAACCGCAGCAACAAGCCCAUCCACCGGGCCUUCUGCCAGAUCAAGGUGUUUUGUGACAAGGGAGCUGAGAGGAAAAUCAGAGACGAGGAGAAGAAACAGUCCCGUAGGAAGGGCAAGUGCACCGACCUCAACACCAGUCUGGGUUCAUAUGUGGACGUUAAAGUCCCUCUCCUUCAGAAGCAUAAUGAUGUCACAACCUUUAAGAUGAUGAUUGACUUUGAGACCCAGCCGGUUCUCUUUAUCCCUGACAUCCACUUCUCCAUCGUCCAGCGCCAUCCCUUCUCACAAGAAGAUGGAGAGGAAAGUUCGGGCAUGAAGAGAUCGCUCUACGCCCAGGAUGAGUUUGGUUCACCUUCCAAUAAGCUGGCUAGAAUGGACAAGCCCAAGAAAGUUCUGCUGUACGUGCGUAGGGAGACAGAGGAGGUGUUUGACGCGGUCAUGCUGAAGAACCCAACAAUGAAAGGCCUGGUGGAAGCAUUAUCAGAGAAGUACAACGUGCCGCUCGAGAAAGUGGGGAAAGUCUACAAGAAAUGCAAGAAAGGGAUUCUAGUCAACAUGGAUGACAACAUCAUCAAGCACUAUUCCAACGAAGACACCUUCCAGAUCUCUAUGGAGGAGCUAGGGGGCGUUUUUAAACUCACCCUGACUGAAAUCUGAUUGGCCCAAAAGGAGGGGUGGGGAGUGAUUGACACUAUCACCGCCCAGUCCACAAAGAGUGUGGACAUAGGGCAGCUUGUAAAGUUGUUGUAAAUGACUCUUAGUUUACACAUACACAUGGCAUUGGCCCAGGCACCGAACAUGGAUAGAAUGUCUCAGACAUUAGCCAUAUCUACAGUCCACUAGCCUGGUCCCAGAUUUGUUGUUAGGCAUGCCAAUGAUCAUUGCGGUUUCGAGACAGCAUAGACAGAUCUGGGACCAGGCUUAAACUGUCCACCGGUCUGAGAGACCGUGUUCUUCUUUAUUUGUGAUGUCACUAAUCCAAGUUACAAAGCCACUGCUCUAUUGUCAUGAUGCCAUUGUGUUGAUGGCUUUAUGUAGACUUUUGAUACAUUUAUGAUACUUUUGUAUUUAAGAAUUGAGUCUGACAAGAAGCCCUCAUAGCUAUGUCUUAUAGGUAUGCUAAGGCCAUUUGAGAAUCUUUGUUAUUUGUGUGGCAUGUCUCUCAGUAUCUUUGUGUUGUACAUGGAAUAAGUGAGAGCAUCAGGCUAAUUGCAUUGCUUUUGCCAUUAGCAUCAUAGGAGAGUGAUCUGGAGAUGUAUGCAAUACUUUAGCCUGGUCCUUGAUCUGUUUGGUCUGUGUUGCCAAUUCACGUGGGGAUUGUCAUGUCAAACAAGACAAGACAGUACAAACACAACUGGGACCAGGCUAGCUAUCCUUAUGCCUCAGGUUGCAUUUUAUCUGCCCCUUGGAAAGGGUUGUCACUAGUUGCCACAAAGUCAAAUUGGCUAUAUUGUAAAAAAGAAAACUAAAAUGUAGCUUUUUGGUCUUAAUUUAAGGUUAGGGUUAGGAAUAAGG